AUGGCAAGAGCAGCUUUGUUCAUCAUUUUUCUGGUUCUCCAUUUACUCCAUUUGGUAAGCUGCCGGUCUGUUAAAGACUAUGUGCUCAUUUCUGAUGGCUUAGAUGAAAACUUGAUCAGCCAGUCUUCUUCAUUUAUACAAGUAGUGGAUGAUCUUAAGGCAGAUACAGUGACUUGCGAACCCAUCUAUGGAUUCUUGCCAUGUGCAACUUCAUUCUGGGGGCUGGCUUUCCUGGUAAUUGUCUACGAGAUCUUGCUCUACCUUGCAAAUAGCUUCAUUACAAGUGGAUCCGAACUCUUCUUUAAAAUGUAUGGGUCUAAAUUCUUUGGUGCUAGUGUCUUCCACUUGCUUGGCACAGUACCACAAGUGGGAAUUGUUCUUGGAACCGCAGAAACUGCAGAAGCAAUGGCUACAAUGAACAUGAGCAUGGUUGCAGGGUCAGGAAUCAUGCUUCUUACACUAGUAUGGGGUUCUGUUGUAGUAUUUGGCAGCUCUGAUGUCUCGGAGUCUCCCGGUUCUUUAAAUCAAGGACUUAAGAAGUUCUUCAGCACUUGUUAUUGUGUAACAACUGAUGCUGAAACCCGCUCUACUGCAAGAAUCAUGAUGGUGUCAGUGAUCCCCUUUCUCAUUCUUCAAGUGGCUAAAGUCCUUUCUUCAACCUCCGGGAUUCGUAUCGUUAUCCUAGUUUCUCUACUUGUUUCAAUUGCAUUACUAGUCACUUACUGCAUCUAUCAGGUCUUUACACCAUGGAUUCAGGACAGAAGACUUGAUUUUUUGUUACCCGGUUUUCUCAAUGCAAACGGAGACCCUAAUGUAUCAUAUAUACUAGAGGUGUUCAGUAGAAUCGACCAGAAUCACAAUAAAUAUAUAUCAGAAUAUGAACUGAGAGCAUUGAUCCUAGGAAUACAGAUAAGAGAUGUAGGCUUGGAGAUUGAUUAUCUAGAGAAGGCAAUGAAGAACUUUGAUAAAUCCGGUGAUUCUCGAAUAUCUGAGAAGGAGUUUGUUGAUGGAAUCUCAAAAUGGGUUAAUGCAACGCCCUCUGCCAAUGGUCAAGGUCAAGGUCAAGCUCAAGGACAAAGAAGGUUUCUAAGCAGCAAGUCCAAGGAAGCUUUGGACGAGCAGCAGAAGCAGGUUCCUAAGAAAAUGAAGAAUAAGCAUAUGGAUAAAACUUGGAGGAAUCAACUUAAGGCUGCUUGUUUUUUGAUCAUCGGGAUUGGCAUUAUGAUCUUGCUUGCAACACCCCUCAUGGAGACUAUCCAAGACUUCUCUACUGCUGCAAGCAUCCCUUCAUUCUUGUCCUCCUAUGUUUUGAUACCCUUCGCUAUCAACAUUGGACAGGCAUUGCAACUUGUAACUUCUGCGCAACACAAGACUGAGAAUGCCAUCUCUUUGACACUCUCAGAGAUGCAAGAUUGA
This is a messenger RNA of Fragaria vesca subsp. vesca, 1416 nucleotides long. RefSeq lists its product as uncharacterized. Gene Ontology annotation, cellular component: membrane. Gene Ontology annotation, biological process: calcium ion transmembrane transport; intracellular calcium ion homeostasis. Gene Ontology annotation, molecular function: calcium:proton antiporter activity; calcium ion binding. The transcript is spliced from 7 exons. Bases 1 to 1416 code for a protein of 471 amino acids. NCBI's taxonomy places the organism in Eukaryota, Viridiplantae, Streptophyta, Magnoliopsida, Rosales, Rosaceae. The record is from RefSeq and is a predicted model, not a curated record.